Messenger RNA from Drosophila ficusphila, 1358 nucleotides. RefSeq lists its product as uncharacterized. Bases 40 to 1287 code for a protein of 415 amino acids. Lineage: Eukaryota; Metazoa; Arthropoda; Insecta; Diptera; Drosophilidae. The record is from RefSeq and is a predicted model, not a curated record. The transcript has 4 exons.
UCGAAGUGGGACAAAUUGCGGAUCCAACAGGUAGACGGAAUGGUUCAAGAAAAAAAGAACAGCUCCUCCGAAGAAUUGCCGGCGUGGCUAGACCAAAAAUGCUUCGAGGAUUUUCUGUACCUUGAUUUUCCGGAUCUUAAGGAAAUCAAAUCGUUUUCGUUGGAACCCUCAGCUGGAAAGGGCGAAAACUACACAACGUUGAUGUUAAGGGCGAAUUUUGAAUUGGAAUUGAAAGAUGGCUCCCAGGAGAGUAUCUCGUAUAUGGCGAAGCUGUUGCCAAACUCUUUUAACCGUGAUAAUGUCGUCAGCUGGAAAGUAUUCGACAAGGAGCGCAAAACCUAUGGAACCUACAUUCCCGAAUUCGAGCAGUUGUACAGAGAGGCUGGCAAGGAAGUUUCCUUCGGAGCGCGUUAUUAUGAACUGAAGAAUCAGCAAGAAGAGGAGCUCAUUGUAUUGGAGGAUCUGGGCAGACGCGGAUUUACAAAUGUUAAUCGCCAGAUUGGCUUGGAUAUUCCGCACACUGAGGCAACUUUAGAGAAGUUGUCCCAGUUUCAUGCAGCCUCUGCAGUGCGAUUCGAACAGAAAGGAGCAUAUCCUGAAAUGUACAAUCGCAACCUGUGGGGCGAAGAGGACAGCUUUAAGGAAUUUCGCGUAACCCAAACAAAGGCCUACGUCGAAUCCUUCCCCCUCUACGAGGCCAAUCACUUGGCAAAGGCUGUGGAAACCUUUGGCAAACAAUCGGUGGAUAUGUUCCAGGCUUAUGUGCCAAAUAUUGAAGGCGAGUUCCGUGUUCUAAAUCACGGUGAUGCCUGGUGCAAUAACGUUAUGUACAGAUAUGAUGAGGCUGGAAAGCUGAUUGAAACAUGCUUUGUGGAUCUGCAGAUGAGUCGAUUCUGCUCGCCCGCCCAGGACUUGCUCUACUUGAUCCUAUCCUCCACCCAGGCGGAGAUUAAGAUAGUGAAAUUUGAUUACUUAGUACAGUUUUACCAUAAAAAGCUGAUAGAGAACCUGAAGCUACUCAAGUAUUCAAAGCCACUGCCUUCGUUAAGGAGCCUUCACCAAUCGAUUUUUAUCUACCAAGAUUGGAUUCUGCCAGUCGUAUCCAUUCUGCUGCCAAUUGUCCUGGUCGAUAAGAGUGAUGAUGCCAACAUGGAUAGUUUGAUGGACAACGAGGGAGCAGGAGACAAAUUCCGGAACAAUUUGUUUAGGAAUCCUCGCAUGAUUAAACACCAAAAAGUAAUUCUUCCUUGGGCCUACAAUCGAGGCGCCUUUGAAGUCACCAAUUAAGUGCAGAAACUGUUGAUAUUAUUUAAGUUUGUAAAUAAACAAGAGCCAUAGAAGAAUUCAUUAUCAGUUAA